AGAGUGCAAGAGCCUGUCUUGGAGAUCAUCCCGGGGAAAUCCUGAGGUCAUUCAUUAUGAAGUGUACCGCCCAGGAGUGGCUCGCAGUAACCACAGUGCUAUUCAUGGCAAAAGCAAUGCUCGCCAUGGUGGUUCCUAAUGCCACUUUGUUGGAAACACUUUUGGAAAAAUACAUGGAUGAAGAUGGUGAAUGGUGGACAGCCAAGCAAAGAGGGAAAAGAGCCAUCACAGACAAUGACAUGCAGAGUAUCUUGGACCUUCAUAAUAAAUUACGCAGUCAAGUGUAUCCAACAGCUUCUAAUAUGGAGUACAUGACAUGGGAUGUAGAGUUGGAAAGGUCUGCAGAAUCUUGGGCUGAAACUUGCCUGUGGGAACAUGGACCCGCGAGCUUGCUGCCAUCAAUUGGACAGAAUUUAGGAGCACAUUGGGGAAGGUACAGGCCCCCAACGUUUCAUGUACAAGCCUGGUAUGAUGAAGUGAGAGAUUUCAGCUACCCAUAUGAACAUGAAUGCAAUCCAUAUUGUCCGUUCAGAUGUUCUGGUCCUGUCUGUACCCAUUAUACACAGGUGGUGUGGGCAACAAGUAGCAGAAUAGGCUGUGCCAUUAAUUUGUGCCACAACAUGAACAUCUGGGGGCAAAUAUGGCCCAAGGCUGUCUACUUGGUGUGCAAUUAUUCUCCUAAGGGAAACUGGUGGGGCCAUGCUCCCUACAAACAUGGACGACCCUGCUCUGCUUGCCCACCUAGUUUUGGAGGAGGCUGCAGGGAAAAUCUGUGCUACAAAGAAGGAUCAGACAGGUAUUAUCCUGGUCGAGAAGAAGAAACAAAUGAAAUUGAACGUCAGCAGUCACAAAUCCAUGACACCCAUGUGCGAACACGAGCGGAUGAUAGUAACAGGAAUGAAGUCAGAAGCACGCAGCAAAUGUCCCAAAUUGUUUCUUGUGAAGUGAGAUUAAGAGACCAAUGCAAAGGAACAACAUGCAAUAGAUAUGAAUGCCCUGCUGGUUGUUUGGAUAGUACAGCUAAAGUAAUUGGCAGUGUACAUUAUGAAAUGCAAUCUAGCAUCUGUAGAGCUGCAAUCCAUUAUGGUAUAAUAGACAACGAUGGUGGUUGGGUAGAUGUCACUAGACAAGGAAGGAAACAUUAUUUCAUCAAAUCCAGUAGAAAUGGUGUUCAAUCAAUUGGCAAAUAUCAGUCUGCCAAUUCCUUCACAGUCUCUAGAGUAUCAGUUCAGGCCAUCACUUGUGAAACAACGGUGGAACAGCUGUGUCCAUUUCAGAAGCCUGCUUCACAUUGCCCCAGAGUGUACUGUCCUCGUAAUUGUAUGCAAGCAAAUUCACAUUAUGCCCGUGUAAUUGGAACUCGAGUUUAUUCUGAUUUGUCCAGUAUCUGCCGAGCAGCAGUGCAUGCUGGGGUGGUUCGAAAUAAUGGUGGUUAUGUGGACAUCAUGCCUGUGGACAAAAGAAAGGCUUACACAGCUUCUUUUCAGAAUGGAAUCUUCUCAGAAAGUUUACAGAAUCCUCCAGGAGGAAAGGCAUUCAGGGUAUUUGCUGUUGUGUGAAGUGGAACACUUGGAAGAAGAUACUACAGAUGAUUCCAAAUGCCGUAUUUCUGACGUUUGUAUAAAACUGUAACAUUACUGUACAGAAGAUAACAACUAUCUCAGUCCAGAAAAGUACCAAAUGAUUAUAAAAUCUUGACAGCCAGUCUGUAAAAUAAAACAUGGGACUUUAGCUUUGGAAAAAGUAAUGAAUAUAUAAUGGUUUUAGAAUCCUGUGUUAAAUAAUUGCUAUAUUUUCUUAGCACUUAUUUUUACAGUUAAAUACAUAGAUGUGAUUGUUCUACAUUUCAUAUAUUAUAUGGUGCUUUGUAUAUGCCACUAAUGUAUCUAAAGAUGGAAUGUGAAUGGCCCUAGAAUAUCAUCUGGUGCAUUAAAAACUAUUCAACUUCAAAAAUGGGAGAAAAAAAAUCAAUAUUGUAACAGUUUUUCUAAUCCAGUGCACUAGCUACUUCAAGUGUUCCCCAUUUAUUUUCAAGAUAAUACAUGUACAGUUUUUUUCCCUCCUAUUACAUUUAGGCAUAGAGAAUAUUCAGUCUAAUAAUGUACUUCUUUUUGUAUAAAAUAAUCUAUUACUGCCCAAAUGAACCAAUUAAAAUGUCUAAUUUCCUGGGAAUGGUCUUUAUAGUAAAUGGUAUAAGGUCAGAGUAGUGGUAUUAAAAAUAUUCCUAGUUCUCAUAUAUGAAGUAUAAGGAUAAACAUAGGCAGCCAGAGUUUUCUAUGUAUUAAAAUGAGGUCACACAUUUUCUUUUUUUAUCCUGGCAAAUACUCCUGCAGGCCAGGAAGUAUAUAAUGGCAGAAAGUUUAACAAGGAUGAACAAAAUAUUUCAUCACCAUUGCCACUAAUUUUCUUAAUGGUAAAUGGCCUUGUGUACUAAUGUUACCAUAUUAUGGUACUUAUAAUGGUGAUAUAUUUGUUUCUAUGAAAAUGUAUUGUGCUUUGAGACUAAAAAUCUAUAAAACAUUACUUUUGUUAAUUUUUUUUUGCUGAUGAAUUUCUUCUUUUUGAUUCCUAUAAAUAUAUUAAAAUGAUUCAUGUUUCAGAGUAUUA
Elephantulus edwardii (Cape elephant shrew) is the source of this 2607-nucleotide messenger RNA. RefSeq names its product cysteine-rich secretory protein LCCL domain containing 1 (gene CRISPLD1). The record is from RefSeq and is a predicted model, not a curated record. The transcript is spliced from 14 exons. Lineage: Eukaryota; Metazoa; Chordata; Mammalia; Macroscelidea; Macroscelididae. Gene Ontology annotation, cellular component: extracellular region. Bases 57 to 1559 code for a protein of 500 amino acids.